AUGGCCCAGUUCUGCUACCGCACCUCGUUUGUCGCCGCCGCCCUCACAUACGGCAUUGUUGUCUACAAGACCCAGCGCGCUCGUGCAAAGACCGGCAACAGGCCUCCUGGCGGCGCCAUUGCUCUCCUCGCUGAUGAGAAUGUUCAAUAUCUGAUUUUGGCCCUGAUCUGGCUCUUCUCCCCCCAGUACCCCCUCGCUCUCCUUCCUUACUCCGUAUACUCGAUCUUCCACGUUGCGACCUACACACGUGCCAACCUGAUCCCCGUCCUCCAGCCUCCCCCCGCUGCCGCUACCGCUGAUGGUGCCUCCAAGCCCCGAGUUAGCAACCCUUGGGCUGAUAGGAUUGGCGCCUUUGUGAAGGAGUACUAUGACUCCUCCAUGUCUGUUGUCGCUCUCCUUGAGGUUCUCCUCUGGGGCCGCAUCCUGCUAGCUGCUCUCCUCUUCCAGCGCAGGUCUUGGAUCCUCAUUGUUCUCUACACUGCAUUCCUCCGCGCACGCUACGCCCAGAGCUCACACGUGCAGACUGCCUUCGUCCAGCUCUCCGCUCGCAUCGACUCCGCAGUUGGGUCACAAAACACUCCCCCCGCUCUUCGCCAGACCUGGGACACCGUGAAGAACGUUGCGGUCCAGUUCCGCGACAUCACCGAUGCCAGCAAGUAUCUGCAGGGCGCUCCCGCAAAGAAGACCUCGUAA
Messenger RNA from Clonostachys byssicola, 693 nucleotides. Lineage: Eukaryota; Fungi; Ascomycota; Sordariomycetes; Hypocreales; Bionectriaceae. The record is from the annotation of a GenBank genome assembly.